AUGGGCCCUGCUGAUAAGGUGAAGAAAGUGACCCGAGGGGGCAAACUUACGGACUGGACAUGCUUUAGCAAAAUAACAAAACAGCGGGACCUGAAGGCUGGCUUCCCAAGCGUCCUCAAGGCCUUAGUGGCCGUGAACCCAAAGGUGCGGGAACAAGUGGGGCUGGAGCUGAGCUUCGUCAACUCAGACCUGCAGAUGCUCAAGGAAGAGCUGGAGGGGCUGAACAUCUCGGUGGGCGUCUAUCAGAACACAGAGGAGGCAUUUACAGUUCCCCUGAUUCCUCUUGGCCUGAAGGAAACGAAAGACGUCGACUUUUCAGUCAUCCUCAAGGAUUUUAUCCUGGAACAUUACAGUGAAGAUGGCUAUUUAUAUGAAGAUGAAAUCACAGAUCUUAUGGAUCCGAGACAAGCUUGUCGGACGCCCAGCCCGGAUGAGGCCAGGGUGGAACUGCUGAUGACAUACUUCAUGCAGCUGGGCUUUGUUGAGCAUUGAUUCUUCCCACCCACGCGGCAGAUGGGACUCCUGUUCACCUGGUAUGACUCCCUCACUGGGGUUCUGGUCAGCCAGCAGAACCUGCUGCUGGAGAAGGCCAGUGUCCUGUUCAACACUGGGGCCCUCUACACCCAGAUUGGGACCCGGAGCUAUUGGCAGACGCAGGCUGGGCUGCAGAGUGCCAUAGAUGCCUUUCAGAGAGCUGCAGGGGUUUUAAACUACCUGAAAGAGACAUUUACCCAUACUCCAAGUUAUGACAUGAGCCCUGCCAUGCUCAGCGUGCUUGUCAAAAUGAUGCUUGCAGAAGCCCAAGAAAGCGUGUUUGAGAAAAUCAGCCUUCCUGGGAUCCGGAAUGAAUUCUUCAUGCUGGUGAAGGUGGCUCAGGAGGCUGCCAAGGUGGGAGAGGUCUACCAACAGCUGCACACAGCCAUGAGCCAGGCGCCGGUGAAAGAGAACAUCCCCUACUCCUGGGCCAGCUUGGCCUGCGUGAAGGCCCACCACUACGCGGCCCUGGCCCACUACUUCACUGCCAUCCUCCUCAUCGACCACCAGGUGAAGCCAGGCACGGAUCUGGACCACCAGGAGAAGUGCCUGUCCCAGCUCUACGACCACAUGCCAGAGGGGCUGACACCCUUGACCACACUGAAGAAUGAUCAGCAGCGCCGACAGCUGGGGAAGUCCCACCUGCGCAGAGCCAUGGCUCAUCAUGAGGAGUCAGUGCGGGAGGCCAGCCUCUGCAAGAAGCUGCGGAGCAUUGAGGUGCUACAGAAGGUGCUGUGUGUGGCACAGGAAUGCUCCCGGCUCACGUACGCCCAGCACCAGGAGGAUGAUGACCUGCUGAACCUGAUCCACGCCCCCAGUGUUGCUGCUAAAACUGAGCAAGAGGUUGACAUUAUAUUACCCCAGUUCUCCAAGCUGACAGUCAUGGACUUCUUCUAGAAGCUGGGCCCCUUAUCUGUGCUUUUGGCUAACAAGCAGUGGAUGCCUCCUCGAAGCAUCCGCUUCACUGCAGAAGAAGGGGACUUGGGGUUCACCUUAAGAUGGAAUGCCCCCGUUGAGGUUCACUUCCUGGAUCCUUACUGCUCUGCCUCGGUGGCAGGAGCCCGGGAAGGAGAUUAUAUUGUCUCCAUUCAGCUUGUGGAUUGUAAGUGGCUGACGGUGAGUGAGGUUAUGAAGCUGCUGAAGAGCUUUGGUGAGGACGAGAUCGAGAUGAAAGUUGUGAGCCUCCUGGACUCCACAUCAUCCAUGCAUAAUAAGAGUGCCACAUACUCCGUGGGAAUGCAGAAAACGUACUCCAUGAUCUGCUUAGCCAUUGAUGAUGAUGACAAAACUGAUAAAACCCAGAAAAUCUCCAAGAAGCUUUCCUUCCUGAGUUGGGGCACCAAAAAGAACAGACAGAAGUCAGCCAGCACCUUGUGCCUCCCAUCGGUCGGGGCUGCACGGCCUCAGGUCAAGAAGAAGCUGCCCUCCCCUUUCAGCCUUCUCAACUCAGACAGUUCUUCAUACUAAUAUGAGGAAGCCAAGACCCAGUGGUUGAAGUACCUUGCCCAGAGCACACAGUCUUGACAGGCAGUGGAAGCAGAACAGAACCAAGCUGGUUUGGUACCAGUCUGUGAGUUUUCAGCUGUGUGCACUAGUAUAAAAGAUGUGCUUGUGACUUCUGUGGCUUACCUCCCUGCAUAGAGCUCAAGGCCUGAAGGUGCUGCACGGGGCAGUAAAGGAUGGCUGUGCACUUUGAAGACUGAAAAGUGAGUGAACGGGGUGUAUUAGUCCAUUCUCACACUGCUAAUAAAGACAUACCCGAGACUGGGUAAUUUAUAAAGG
Messenger RNA from Pan troglodytes (chimpanzee), 2316 nucleotides. RefSeq names its product putative rhophilin-2-like protein RHPN2P1. The transcript has 15 exons. Gene Ontology annotation, biological process: negative regulation of stress fiber assembly. Gene Ontology annotation, molecular function: protein binding. NCBI's taxonomy places the organism in Eukaryota, Metazoa, Chordata, Mammalia, Primates, Hominidae. The record is from RefSeq and is a predicted model, not a curated record.